GUGUGCGUUGCAACCCUCUCAUAAACACUAAUGAGUGUAUUCUGGGCAAACAACGAUAUCUGUGUGUGUUCGCGCGUGCGUGUGCGGGUGCGUUUGCUCGCGGCAGGACGGCUAGCAGAUGUCCGCACGCAUCGAUAAGUCUCGUUCGUGUUGUUGCAGCGUCACUCCGUUUGAAUGAAGUUCAGCCCGAGAACUGUUAGCCCAACUCUUCGUUCUCGCCCCGGUGGAUUGAAAAAAACAGGAGAAAGAGAAGAAGCAACAAAAAAAACAACAACAACACGAGCUGAGGAAGUCAAAGGUUGCCGAACAUGCCGGUGUUUACAGUAAAUGUGAAAUGGGGCAAAGAGAAGUUUGAUGCGAUAGAGCUGAACACCGAGGAGCCACCCAUGGUCUUCAAGGCUCAGCUCUUCGCCCUGACAGGAGUUCAGCCGGACAGACAGAAGGUCAUGGUGAAGGGAGGCACUCUGAAGGAUGACGAGUGGGGGAACAUUAAACUGAAGAAUGGAAUGACUCUGCUGAUGAUGGGCUCAGCGGAAGCCCUGCCUGAGGAACCUGCCGUCCGGCCCAUGUUUGUGGAGGACAUGACCGAGGAGCAGCUGGCAUCGGCGAUGGAGCUGCCGUGUGGGCUGACGAACCUGGGCAACACCUGUUACAUGAACGCCACGGUGCAGUGUCUGCGCUCUGUGCCGGAGCUCAAAACUGCCCUCAGAAGGUAUACAGGUGCUCUGCGAUCUUCAGGGGCCAAUGCACCGUCACAAUACAUCACCGCAGCCCUUCGUGACUUGUACGAGACCAUGGAAAAGACCUCGUCCAGCCUGCCGCCCAUCAUCCUGCUGCAGUUCCUUCACAUGGCCUUUCCACAGUUUGCCGAGAAGGGGGAUCAGGGACAGUACCUCCAGCAGGAUGCCAACGAGUGCUGGCUGCAGAUGAUGAGAGUGCUUCAGCAAAAGCUGGAGCCGUUAGAGCCAGAGACCUCCAUGGAGGUUGAGAGCGGAGCCGCCUCGUCCUCUACAAAGAAGAACUUAAUCGAUCAGUAUUUCGGGGUGGAAUUCGAAACUGCUAUGAAAUGCACAGAGUCUGAGGAGGAGGAGCCAAUCAAGGGAAAGGAAAACCAGCUCCAGCUCAGUUGCUUCAUCAACCAAGAAGUCAAGUACCUCGCAACAGGACUGAGACUGAGGCUGCAGGAAGAAAUCACAAAAAUGUCUCCAUCCUUGGAAAGAAAUGCCCUGUAUAUCAAAUCUUCAAAACUCAGCCGUCUGCCGGCCUACUUGACUGUUCAAAUGGUUCGAUUUUUCUACAAGGAGAAGGAGUCCGUCAAUGCAAAAGUCCUUAAGGAUGUCAAGUUCCCCCUCAUGCUGGAUGUCUAUGAGCUUUGCACCGCGGAGAUCCAGGAGAAAAUGCUGCCAAUGAGGUCAAAGUUCAAGGAGCUGGAGGAUAAGAAUCUAGAGCAACAGCAGAAGAAGUUGGUGAAGAAGCCCGAUGCCGCGAAAGUGAAAUAUGAGCCGUUCUCCUUCCCCGAUGACCUCGGCUCCAACAACAGCGGCUACUACGACCUGCAGGCCGUGCUGACGCACCAGGGCCGCUCCAGCUCUUCGGGUCACUACGUGGGAUGGGUCAAGAGGAAAGAAGAUGAGUGGGUGAAGUUUGACGACGACAAGGUGAGCCUGGUGUCUCCGGAGGAUAUCCUGCGGCUGUCCGGCGGCGGCGACUGGCAUAUAGCGUACGUUCUACUGUACGGCCCCCGGAGGCUGGAAAUACUAGAAGAGGAAGCGUAGCCGCGGAAGAUUUCCUAGAAGAAGACGACAUGCGUACACACAAAAAAUGCCAUUUCCCCCCCCCGAGCACUGUCUGCAUAGAUGUGCAAUAAAACCGGUGUCUUUAAAGAUU
This is a messenger RNA of Cyclopterus lumpus (lumpfish), 1887 nucleotides long. It is a transcript of the gene usp14, whose product is annotated as ubiquitin specific peptidase 14 (tRNA-guanine transglycosylase). The transcript has 16 exons. Gene Ontology annotation, biological process: protein deubiquitination; proteasome-mediated ubiquitin-dependent protein catabolic process; regulation of proteasomal protein catabolic process. Lineage: Eukaryota; Metazoa; Chordata; Actinopteri; Perciformes; Cyclopteridae. The coding region runs from base 309 to 1775 and encodes 488 amino acids. Gene Ontology annotation, molecular function: proteasome binding; protein binding; cysteine-type deubiquitinase activity. The record is from RefSeq and is a predicted model, not a curated record.